AUGGGUUCGGAAGUCAAGAAGACAUCACUUUCCUCCGCCGAUUCCACACUUCAUCCUGGGCUCGAUGCCCCGGCACAGCUCGGAGUCAAUGCACUGAGUCAACUCGGGCUCGAUGACCAGCACAAUGCCCAACCGCUGGCGGGGCCUGGUGGCUAUGUAGGAUGGGUCAACGGCUCUCAGGCUGCACUUUUGUGGGCCGUGGUGGGCCUCGUUUCAGCCACCGCCUGCCCAGUUUUCCUAUGGGAUUUUCACGGUUCGGCUCUAGCUAUGACCAUGUUUGCUGUAUUUGUUGUCACGUUUGCGAUUUACCUGCUAGGGUUUCGAGCGAGAAAAAGUGUGAUCAUGCGUGAGAGACGCAACUGGUGGCAGACGAUCAUAGCCAAUCUGGCCUUGUCGGGUAUCAUGAUCCUCACGGCAUACCUUCAUAAGGCUUCGUAUCGGGGGAUGAUAUGUCAUUAUUUGGUAGCCGUGGCCGUCUUUGCUUUUAUCGAGAUCGGUAAACCGAUCUUCGAUUAUGGUUUUUUGCAGAAUUACUUGCGCUUGCCCGUCCUCACGGCUUUCCAGCAUUAUGGUCUAUGUGUGUCUGUAUGGCAUUUCAUCACGGUGGGUACUUUGGUUUUUGCCACUUGGUGGCAAUCUUACUUCCUAUACCGGUUUGACUACCAGGCCCCUCAGCCUGUUGAGGAUACCAUUGUAGGGAUUCCAGAUCAGGAGCCAGUGUUACUACUAGACGAGUCCAACGAUCACGUUUAG
Molecule: messenger RNA, 753 nt
Organism: Striga asiatica
Lineage: Eukaryota; Viridiplantae; Streptophyta; Magnoliopsida; Lamiales; Orobanchaceae
Source: the annotation of a GenBank genome assembly